This is a messenger RNA of Aspergillus heteromorphus CBS 117.55, 1602 nucleotides long. Its product is annotated as ATP synthase complex assembly protein ATP12. Gene Ontology annotation, biological process: mitochondrial proton-transporting ATP synthase complex assembly. Bases 159 to 1262 code for a protein of 367 amino acids. The record is from RefSeq and is a predicted model, not a curated record. Gene Ontology annotation, cellular component: mitochondrion. Lineage: Eukaryota; Fungi; Ascomycota; Eurotiomycetes; Eurotiales; Aspergillaceae. The transcript is spliced from 2 exons.
UUCGGCUGAGAUUAUUACUUUUCUCUUCAUGAGCACCCAUUGAAGCGGUGGUCGAAGGGGGGAAAUAUUUCAAAUCCCAGGACGAUCUUCAAUCAACUUACUUCUCCCCCUAUCCCUCUCAACCGCUUGCUCACUCGCAAUCAUCUGCUCGGAAGGCGAUGCCUCUAUUUCAUCGGGCCUUUGCGGCUACCUCGCGGCAGGCAAUAGUGAACCGUUCAUGGCAUAAGGGCACCAUAUUAUGCUCUUUCACCACCUCAGCAUGGAAGCUUGCUAUAGCCAACCCUAUCACGGCACAUAGUCCUCCUCCCAAGGCCCCUUUACCCGUACCUGAUCAGGGGGCACGUACAGAGUUACGACAGGAAGAUGGGAAGUCGUAUCAGAAAGUCGGUACGAGUCCGCGUUUUGGACAGACGUCUACAAUAAUGAAGAAGAGAUUUUGGAAGAAUGUUGAUGUAAGAAAAGAAAAGGGUGAUUAUCAAGUUUUGCUCGACACCCGCCCUAUACGGACACCUUCAAAAGACGCCUUAUCCAUACCAUCGACGAAGAUAUAUCUUGCUCAUGCCAUAGCUCUGGAGUGGGAUGUCAUGACUAACGCCCAACAAGCGCUGAAGAACCACCUGAUUCCUCUAACUUCUCUCGCCGCUCGCGCGGCGGAUAUUGCCCGGGAAGAUGCCCAAGGGGAGACCACCACAAGAGCUCAAAUAGUGAAAACUGCGAUGCGUUACCUGGACACGGAUACUCUGCUAUGCUGGGUACCGGAGCAGAAUGCUUGCAGUGCUGGGGAAGUCGACAAGGAUAUCAACAGACCAGAAAGCCUCCGAGAGGCGCAAAUGAGGACUGCCAAGGACACCAUCGCCUUCCUGGGCACCAAACUGUGGCCUGGCGUUGACAUACAGCCCAUUAUGGAAACCGAUAGCAUAUUGCCCUCCUCCCAGCCCCAGAUCACGAAAGACAUUAUUGAGCAGUGGAUUUCCAGUCUACAGGCCCAUGAUCUGGCUGGUCUGGAGAGGGGAUUCCUUGCUGCGAAAAGCCUGCUAAUUGCCGCUCGACUGGUUGUUGAAUGGAGCGAGAACUUCCGUCACAUGCAACGACCAGGGCGGGAGAGAUUCGGCAUUGAAGAGGCCGCCGAGGCGUCCAGCUUGGAAGUCAAGUGGCAAACUGAUAUGUGGGGCGAGGUAGAGGAUACUCAUGAUGUGGAUAAAGAGGAUCUAAAGCGACAGUUGGGCAGCGUCGUUGUCGUAGUGAGCGGAGAGUCAAGGUGACAGUUCCACUGCAUCGUCACAUUCAUGUGUCUCCUGAGUUGUAUCAUAUCGCUCUAUUUUCCUUUCCCCACAAAACUCCAAAUAUGCAUCUACCGCAGUAAUAUAUACGCGCUGUGCUGUUCUAUCGUCUUUGCCAAUGUUCCAAAAGAAGGAUGGAUAAUGUCACUCGUGGCUGGUAAACCCAGACAGAUAGAUACAGUUUACUCCGUACGGAGUACCAUCACACCAGUCAAUAUACCUGCACAAUAGGCUGUCUUCCUGAGCAACAUUUUCUUCGCCUUGGACUUGCUUUAGAAAGUUUGCUCCGUCUCAACUCCGCACUAUCUUCCUUUACCCGAUA